Molecule: messenger RNA, 1191 nt
Organism: Ilyonectria robusta
Lineage: Eukaryota; Fungi; Ascomycota; Sordariomycetes; Hypocreales; Nectriaceae
Exons: 1
Coding region: 298-897 (199 amino acids)
Source: RefSeq, a predicted model, not a curated record
UUCCAUGGCGUCCCAUGCUCCUUCUUGCUGUCCCCGAGUCUCGCCUCGCUCCGCCGGCCUCCAAGCUGAGCCCAUCACGCCAGGUCGCCAACAUCAGACCAUCGCCUGAUGAGUGGGGCCGUCCUGGGGUCCGUGGGACUCGGUGCCCGGCGUGGCAGCCCGGCCACACCCGAGGACGGCAGACGUACGAGCUACCAACUAACCGUCUUGCUAAAGGCGAAUGGAGGAACGGGAAUGAGGAGGGUGUGAGGAUAUCCGGGGGCGGCCGCGGAAAGGGUUGAAGUCGAUAAAAAAAUUAUGUGCCCUCGUGUCGGAUUAGACAGGAAAAUCGGCUCCAUAACUUAUCUGUCGUCAUCAUGCCUCAAAAAAGAAUCAGCCUGCGGGGAUUGGACUUUCGCUGGUGGGGCCCCGCGACGGAGUGUGGGAUGGAAUCGCGAGUCGUGUGAUUGGGCUGAGUCGUUUCAGCGCAUUCGUCCCAUCUUCGAGAUCAUCCGAGAUCUUCGGCAUAGGCCAUUUGGAUGGGCGUGCUGCACGAGCACGGUAACUGCAGAACCACAUUGUCUUGUUCACGCGACACCCAGAUCUGGGUCAAUCGGCUCUAGUACGCAAGAAAAAAGGUCGGAAUCUAGAAUGCCAUGUCUGUGUUGUGCGUGUGUAAGUGCCGUGGAUCGGAUGCAUCGUGCAACACGUGAGCGUGCAGAAUGGUCUCGACUCAUCAGCAACCAGCAUGACCACCUUUUCCAUGCUUCCACUAAACGGCAAUCGACUCAUCUCCACCGAGAAACACUAGUCGAGUCAUCAAUUGCAAAGGAUGAUGCUGGUACUGCAGUUUGUUUCGUGGUCCGUGAGCCUCAGCCGCAACGACCAGAUGCUGUCAACAGCCGUUCCGCCGAUUAGCGUAGCCACCCGUUCCCGUGGCAGCAAUUAGAGCAGCCUAGAGCUAGGUAUGCUAGUAUUCCGAGAUCGGUGAGAAACUUUGUUCCUGCUUCUUCUUUGCUUCUGGAAGCCAAUAAAAAGGAUGGUGUUUGGCGCCGGAAUAGUGUGUUAAGGCUCAUGUUCUGAAUGAGCUGACAAUACAGCUUUGCACGUAGCAACAUUGAAUAAGUGUUUCGUGUAAAGUACUUGCAGCUAUGGAGAGCUAGCAAUAAUGGAUACCCUAAAUUUAGGAAUACCAAUUUCAGAGAAGCCAGC